Saprolegnia parasitica CBS 223.65 is the source of this 2152-nucleotide messenger RNA. RefSeq lists its product as hypothetical. Lineage: Eukaryota; Oomycota; Saprolegniomycetes; Saprolegniales; Saprolegniaceae. The transcript has 4 exons. The record is from RefSeq and is a predicted model, not a curated record. The coding region runs from base 41 to 2152 and encodes 703 amino acids.
GGAUGGACUCGCCCGAGCAUGCGAUGACGUCGACGGAAGCAUGGCCGCGAGUUCGACGUGGCUGGCUGCGUACUGCAUGGAGACCGCGCAGGAGCUACGUCGAGCGCCGAUGAAGCGGACCCGGCCGCGCUUGAACCUGAGCGACCUCGACCCGGGCUCGGCGAGCGAGACAAGCGAGCGCCUCAUGAAGAAGCCACGGCGAGGAAAGAAGAGAGGCCGCGCGAUGGCUGACGGGGCAGGACCGAGUACCCUGACCGAUACUACCAAGGAAGACGAACUCAUGAAGCUACGCGUUGUCGACCUAAAGAAGAAGCUCCAGACGCGUGGUCUUGUCUGCUACGGUCUCAAAGCUGUCCUAGUGCUGCGACUUGCCGAGGCCAUGCGGCAAGAUGAGAAGACGCUACGCGACGACGACGGUCCAGCUUCUAUCGAUGCAAACUGCUCUAUCCGUGCGAUCGACGACGACUGCACAGCGUCUCCUUGGGGAGAAGUCGGAUCGCCGGUCCCGACGGCCAAGUCGUCGAAGCCUGCUGUGCGCAACCCCGUGCGAUCCCUUGCCGACGCGUUCGACGACGAGGCGUCCCCCGACACGAGCACGCAACCGAGCGCCAUCUUGGACGUACCAUGCGCUUCAAGUCCACCGUCCAUGGCGAGCACGAUGGGCUCGAACGUCGAUGGCUUGUCCUCAUUGCCACACAUCGACCCGCCUUCCGAGGAGACUCGAGCACACGAGAUGGCAACCUUGCACGAAACACCUCCGCCUGUAUCAGCCUCUUGCAGCAACUCUAACGGAUUGUCUUCUCGUACGGGGCCCAACCUCUCCCCGAUCGUACCACAAAGUAGUCGUCCUGCAUCUCCGACGGUCCCUCUGCAUGCAGCUCUGGUUCAAGUCGCUCCGCCAGCGCUGGACAACACCACAACGACAACAGACGAAGCAGCGCUAGUAUCACUAGCGUCUGAACUUGCCAGCGACGAGUCCCAGGGCGUGCAUGGCGCUGCCGACGACGCGUCCACGGAUGCCAUUCCCAAGUCGAGCACGUCGCCCGCAGAUACGGCCCCCGUCGGUGGUAGCGGCGACAUGAUGUCCUCGGAUAGCAGCAGUCAAUCAUCAGACGAUGACGAGCAUAGCGCAUCCUUCUUGGCCAAGGGCUUUGCUACGAUCAAGUCGGCCAUGCAGCGCCACGUGCUGGGAAGUACUACGUCGACGCGCAAGACGCCGCCACCGACGUACAUUGAAAUGGAGCGACUCUCGAUGGCGCCACGACGAAGCUCUUUGCUGCCUCCCAUUUCGGUGAUGGACCUCUCGACCCCGCAGCUCUCAAGUCCUGUCACGUCGCCCUUUGACGCGUUCGGAAUACCUGAAGGGCGCCUCUCGUCCCCUGAGCUGCGCGACGUCAUUGAGCGCGAGUCCAAGCGGCUCCGUGAGACGGCGCGGGCGCUCGCCAAAGAGCGCGUCGCCAAGGAGCGCAGCCUGUCCAAGACGGUCAAACCACUCGCCCCCCAAGAGCCGCCACCAGUGGAGCUCGAUCAAGUGUCGGUCGCCAGCUCGAGUCGACAUUUGAACCCUACCCCGCGGACAUCGUCGGUCGCCGCGCCGCCGAGUGCGCUGAGCAAGCGGCCACCUAACCUCGUCUCUGGACUGGCGUCUUUUGGCGCGCGCAAGCGUACGUCCUCGAUCCUAGCGUCGCGCGCGAGCGGGUCGACUAUGAUUCCGUCGCUAUUGGAAGCCGAACGGUGUCGCUUGGCGGAUGAGAAGAAGAUGCUCGAGAAGGAACUUCGGCGCGAAGCUUUGCACCAAAAGUACGCUAUUCACCGCAAGCACGACGACAGCGUCCGCAAAAAGCCGCGCGACGAGACAGACAAGGCUCGUGACGAGGCAGUGGAGAAGAAGCAACGGGACCUGGACGCAGCACGGAAGCGGCGCUUGCAAUGCAUGCACGCGGCGCAAGAGGCCAAGAAGAUGCAAGAGCGGGAAGAGAGAGAAAAGGCCCGUGAGGCGACCGAGAAGAAGCAACGCGACCUCGAUGCCGCGCGCAAGCUGCGGCUACACGACUUUUAUGCGCAAGAAUCCAAAAAGGUCCAAGAACGAGGUCGCACCGUGAGCAAGGUUGUCGUUGCGGUGGAUCCCCUUGAGUACAUGGCGCUGACGUAG